UCUGUGAACAAUGGCAUCUACCAAAUCGUGACGAUUUAUCUUUCAAUAAUUCGGUUUCUCGUGAAGAAAAACAAAGCAGAACACAGAGAUGCCUACCACAGGAGGUAACGACGAAAGGACUGGAUCUCCUCGGGAUAGUGGUGACGAAAGUGAAGAUGAGAGAGAAAUCUUGGAAGAGAGUCCUUGUGGAAGAUGGCAGAAGAGGCGAGUGAAGGUGACCCAGAGAGAUGUACCAGGCAUUGAUGUAGCCUACCUAGCCAUGGAUAUGGAAGAAGGCAGGGAGGUAGUUUGGAAUGAGGUCCAAUUCUCAGCCAGGAGAGAUUUCAAAGCACAAGAGGACAAAAUUCAAGUUGUUUUUGAUAAUCUGAUUCAACUGGAACAUCCAAACAUUGUCAAGUUUUACAAGUACUGGACGGACACCAAGUCAGACAGAGAUAAGCCCAGAGUCAUCUUUAUCACAGAGUACAUGUCAUCAGGCUCCCUCAAACAAUUUCUGAAGAAGAUUAAAAAGGACAAGAGAAAUAUACAGGAGAAAUCUUGGAGAAGAUGGUGCACACAAAUCUUAUCAGCUUUAAGUUACUUGCAUUCCUGUGACCCGCCUAUCAUCCAUGGCAACCUCACAACCGAUACAGUCUUCAUCCAACACAACGGCCUCAUCAAGAUUGGAUCAGUGGCCCCCGAUGCAAUAAACAAUCAUGUAAAAACAUACACAGAGGAGCAGAGAAACAUGCACUACAUUGCACCAGAAUAUGGAGAUGGCAAUGUGUCGGUGGCUGCUGACAUCUAUGCAUUUGGAAUAUGUGCCCUGGAAAUGGCCGUCUUAGAGAUACAAGGGAAUGGAGACUCCAGACAUAUAUCAAGGCAAGCCAUCUUGACUGCUGUCAAUCAGGUCGAUGACAUUGCUCAAAAGAAUUUUCUCAAGCGUUGCCUUGACGAUGUGCAGAGUAGACCAACAGCCAGAGAUCUCCUCCUUCACCCAGUUCUCUUUGAAGUUCACUCACUCAAACUUCUAGCAGCUCAUAGCUUUGCCAAAAAUGAAAGUUUUCUACAAGAACACUUAUCAGACAAAGAACAGAACAAAGUGCAGAAGGAUGAUGUAAUAGCUACUAUUAAACUCCAAGGCCAAGCUGAAGAAGUGCAAUGGAGGGUAGCUCAGGUGCCUGCCUUGGAGCUGGAGAAGUUCUUAGAAGAAGUCAGGAAUGGUAUCCAUCCAUUGACGGCCUUUGCCAUGAAGAGGUCAUACCCGGUCAAGAUACGACCUCAGAGUCCUGAGACCCAGGAAUCGGUCAAGAGCGCUACACCAGAACCCAUUGACAUGGAGAAUAGGAAGAUUACUAUGAUGCAGUGCGACAUCAAACAAGGCAAAGAGGGAGAGGAAACACAGACUAAUCUACAUUUGGAGUUAUUAUUGAGGCUGGAUGAUACAAUGAACAGACAUCUUAGCUGUGAGAUUACUGCAGAGGAGAGCCCAAGGGUACUUGCCAAUGAACUUGUCCAAUAUGGCUUCAUUAGUGAUUUUGACAAAGACAGAGUGGCUGGCAUCAUCGAAGAGAAGGUGAACAUUGUGGUACAGAGUGUGGUCCCUGCCAUAGCAACGUAGUAUACACCCACCCACCUGAACCUUCUCAUCAUCGCCACGCAAGCUCUCUCAAUCGCCACCUGACCACGCCCGCUCAUCACCACCUCACAAUGCCCGCUCAUCGCUACCUGACCACACCCCCGGCCAAAUCUAGCUUCAUCAAAGUUUCAUUCCUUCCUGGUUGUCACUAUGGAGUGACCCAUGUGGUGUCUUCAGUUCUACACCACUGUGCCAUUAUAUGAGUUUUCAACCAGUGCGCAUUCAAUAUAAAGGAGUGCGAUUAUGUAUAAUAUAUGUUUUGUAUGGGACUCAAAGGUUUCUAUUUUGUGGCAUGUCCUAGCGUUCUGAGUAAUCUCUAUUUCUGACUUGGCUUGGUGCAGAUAUUUAUGAAGCCUUUAUGACAGAUGUUCAUAAAAUGAUUUGGGUUGGAGGACAUGUUGAAUUGGUUGUGGUGAUACAUGUUGCAUCACAGAGACAAACUACUAUCCAAGAUAGAGGACAACCAAACAAGAUUAUCUACAUCUUCUCUUAGUGUUACCGUUCAUCAUGGGUAAUCACCAUUGGCCCCUCAAGAUAAAGGACAACCAAACAAGAGAUCAUCUACAUCUUCUCUUAGUGUUACCGUUCAUCAUGGGUAAUCACCAUUGGCCCUACAAGAUAAAGGACAACCAAACAAGAGAUUAUCUACAUCUUCUCUUAGUGUUACCGUUCAUCAUGGGUAAUCACCAUUGGCCCUACAAGUUAAAGGACAACCAAACAAGAGAUUAUCAACAUCUUCUCUUAGUGCAUACCAUUCAUCAUGGUU
Strongylocentrotus purpuratus (purple sea urchin) is the source of this 2384-nucleotide messenger RNA. It is a transcript of the gene nrbp1, whose product is annotated as nuclear receptor-binding protein. The record is from RefSeq and is a predicted model, not a curated record. Lineage: Eukaryota; Metazoa; Echinodermata; Echinoidea; Camarodonta; Strongylocentrotidae. Bases 89 to 1600 code for a protein of 503 amino acids. The transcript is spliced from 14 exons. Gene Ontology annotation, molecular function: ATP binding; protein serine/threonine kinase activity. Gene Ontology annotation, cellular component: cytoplasm; endomembrane system. Gene Ontology annotation, biological process: intracellular signal transduction; protein phosphorylation; endoplasmic reticulum to Golgi vesicle-mediated transport.